GGGUAAAUGGGCCCAUUUCCUGAAGUGACAGGCGGUCACGUUAAAAAACGAAAGUCGAAGAGGGAAACAAGUGCACAUGGUGUCUGAGACAGACGGUAGGACAGCACAGAAACACGGCAGCAUGAGCCAGUGGAAGCAGAUUCAGCAUCUGGAGAUCAGACUCCUGGAGCAUGUGGACUACCUGUAUGAUGAUAACUUUCCCAUGGACAUCCGUCAGGCUCUGGCCAGUUGGAUUGAGGCUCAGGACUGGGAAACAGCAGCGAAUGACGAGUCGAUGGCGACUGUGAUGUUCAGUAACUUACUGUCAGAGCUGGAGAGGGUGCGUUUACAGGAGCAGAACUUCCUCCAGAGACACAACAUGAAAAUCAUCCAGCAGCAGCUACAGGUGAAAUACACAAGUAACCCUGCCCUCAUGGCCAGAGUGAUCUCCACCUGUCUCAGGGAAGAGCGCCGUAUCCUUUCCAGCACCUGCACGCAGGAACAGGGUCCACUGGAGAAGUCACUGCAGAACUCUGUGGCCUUUGAAAGACAGAAGAACAUGGACAACAGAGUUGGGAUCAUCAGGGGGAGUGUACAGUUGAUGGACCAAGCUGUGAAAUACAUCGAGGACAUGCAAGAUGACUUUGAUUUUCGCUACAAGACCCUACAGUCUCGAGAUCAAGCUGAGAGGAACUCUGAACAGAUGAAACAGGAAGUAACACGACUGCAGGAAAUGCUCAACAGGCUUGACUUUAAAAGGAAGGAGAUUCUGUCCAAGAUGGAUGUUGUGAUCAAGGAGAUUGAUGACCUGAUGACAUCUCAGCUGAACCCUGAACUACUGAACUGGAAGCGUCGGCAGCAGAUCGCUGCCAUUGGAGGUCCACUGCUCACUGGUCUGGACCAGCUACAGAGUUGGUUCACCCUGACGGUCCAGAGUCUGUUCCAGAUCAAGCGACAGCUGGACAAACUGGGUGAGCUGGUUCUGAAGGUCACCUAUGAGAGUGACCCAAUCCCCCUGCAGAAACCCCAGAUGGAGGAGCGGGUUAAAUACCUCAUCUAUCACCUCAUCAGGAGUUCAUUUGUGGUGGAGAAGCAGCCGUGCAUGCCCACACAUCCACAGAAACCCCUCAUCAUCAAGACCGGAGUACAAUUCACCACCAAAGUCAGACUCCUGGUUAAACUUCCAGAAGUGGAUUAUCAGCUGAAAGUUAAAACAACAUUUGACAAAGACCUCCCCCCCGGCAGAGUAAGUCGUCAGUUUUUCAUCCUCACAAACAACACUAAAGUUAUGGACAUAGAGGACUAUACCAACGGCUGCCUUUCAGUGGAGUUCAGACAUCUGCAGCUGAAGGAGAAGAAAUACAUCAACGGAGCAAAGGGAAAUGAGGGCCUGCUCUCUGUGACUGAAGAACUGCACUCUCUCAGUUUUGAAGCUUGCUUCACGGUUCAGGGCCUCACCAUUGAUCUGGAGACAUGUUCUUUACCGUUGGUCGUCAUUUCUAAUGUGAGCCAGCUGCCUGGAGGAUGGGCUUCUGUCAUGUGGUACAACCUUCUGACUGAUGAGCCCAGGAACUUGGCGUUCUUUGGAAAUCCACCUCGGGCUAACUGGAGCCAACUCUCUGAGGUCCUUAGCUGGCAGUUUUCUACCUUGGCUGGUCGUGGCCUCAAUAAGGAACAGCUCACAAUGUUGGGAGAAAAGCUUCUUGGUCCGCAUGCCUCUUGCAGUGACUACCAGGUGUCUUGGUCUAAGUUCUCCAAGGAGAACAUCCCAGGAAAGCCCUUUAGUUUCUGGAUGUGGUUGGAUUCCAUCCUGGAGCUCAUCAAGAAACACUUGCUGCCAGUAUGGAAUGAAAACUAUAUUAUGGGCUUCGUGAGCAAAGAGAUGGAGCGCACUCUGCUAAAGGACAGAGACCCGGGUACUUUCCUUUUACGCUUCAGUGAGAGCCACCUGGGAGGAAUCACUUUCACUUGGGUGGAGCACAGUGACAAUGGAGAUGUGAAGUUGAACUCUGUAGAGCCAUACACUAAGAACAGGCUUAGUGCUCUUCCAUUUGCCGACAUCAUACGAAACUACAAAGUUAUCUCAGAUGGGGUUGUGCCAGAGAACCCACUCAAGUUCCUCUAUCCUGACAUCCCCAAAGAUGAGGCCUUUGGACGACUUUACAACAGCCAGCGCAGCAAAGUUCAUCCAUACAUACCAUCUACCCUCAUCCCCAUCUCUGAAAUGCGCUCUAAUGUGAUCACUACACCACCUCCUUCUCAGUCUCCUGAGCCCCCGAUGACACCUGGAGAGUUUGAUAUGCUCAAUGAGCACCUGUGCACCUUUGACAUUGACACCAUGAGUUCUCCAUAUUCAGAGUAAAGCAACAUAGUCUGAAACCAGCCACCAAUCAGUGUCUACGUCCUCAUGAUCAAGAUACAAAGUCACCUCUGUUUAAGGAUUGGAUUCAUUUUAUAUAUGUGUGUGUGUGUGUGUGUGUGUGUGUGUGUGUGUGUGUGUGUGUGUGUCUGUGUGUAUGUGUGUCUGUGUUAUGAAUUGAGUCAACUAUACCUAUAUUGUACAUAAAAUAUUAAGAAUGUGAGUUCUGCAGCCCUUUUAACAUUGCCUUUGCUAUUUUGACAACAUGAAUGUCUGCUGAUGUGUGUGAUAAAUCUGUUUCACGUAUUCUAAGUUCUGUUCCACUUUCUGUUCAAUAGAUGUCUUUUAGUCUUUUAUUUUGAAAACAGAUCGGAAGUUGAAUACCUGCAGCUCACUGCUUAUUUCCUCCUUGACAAAUGGUCAUAACUUGCCGAGAAUCACGUGAUUCACAGAGAACGAGGCAGUUAAAUGCUUAUACCCUGAUGAUUCAUAACCUCUAUCAGCUGCAGUUUCUGGGAGUCACGUGAUCGUCAGAGUUUAGUGACUGUUUUUUUUUUUUUUUUUUGUCAUUACUUGUUCAAAUGGAAAUAAACCAAUCUGUAGAUGUCAAAAGUUAUUUGAUGAUACGGUUUAUAGGUGCAUAUUUGCAUAUAGAGGGCCAACAUUUAACAUGCACAAUUGAAAUGCAGCCACUGUUGAUAUGAACAGAAAUAUGAACCCAGAAAAAGUUAGAGGACUACUAGUUAUCAUUGCUCACAUCAUCUUCAUGACAGAACAGGGUUAUUGUCUUAAAUUAAUGACUUUAAAUAAAAUAGAAUGAAUGAAAAUAUGAUGCAGACUGAAGAAGACGUUUACAUCUUAUACUGUCUCUCAUGACUGUUUUAUUUUUUACUUCUGGUGCCUAAGAUGUUGGUUUUUUUCUUUUUUUUUUUCUUUUUUUUUUAAAUUUUGUACAUAACCAUGGCAGUUUCACAUUCCGUGUGUCAGUGUGGCAUCUGUUCUUAAGGGAACAGAAUAUCAAUAACAACUGACAAAUAUUAAAUUAAAAUACCAACCAGGAAAAGGAGUCUUGGAAUAACAAAAGGUUCAUAACAAUAAAAAAAAAAUGCAAACCAUUGCACAAGGGGAAAAUUUGUUCAUUUCGUAUAAUUUUGUAGCUUUGAGGUCUUCAAUUAAUUUCAGGGACUUGGAGUAUAGGUUGAAUUUGUUUAUAAAAACAAUAAACUUUGGGGAUGACUUCAUAAUUCUAUUUUUGUGAAUACAAAAUUUGGCAAGACACAAAAUCACAUUGCAGCAGAAUUGGUUGUUUUUGUUAUGGAGAAUCAUACUAAAUGUUAUAUCACUGGUUGAUAUUGAAUUUGGGAAUACUGGAAUCUGCUGUUUUAUCCAAUUGUUAAUGUCAAUGUUUUUUUUUCUUGAAGUGAAUUGUUUUUUUAAUUGAAUUUUUAUUUUUUUAUUUGAAAUUUUUUUUUUUUGGUUAAAGCAAUAAAGAAACAAAUCUACCUUCAUAA
Sphaeramia orbicularis (orbiculate cardinalfish) is the source of this 3849-nucleotide messenger RNA. It is a transcript of the gene stat4, whose product is annotated as signal transducer and activator of transcription 4. Gene Ontology annotation, biological process: regulation of DNA-templated transcription; signal transduction. NCBI's taxonomy places the organism in Eukaryota, Metazoa, Chordata, Actinopteri, Kurtiformes, Apogonidae. The transcript is spliced from 24 exons. Gene Ontology annotation, molecular function: DNA-binding transcription factor activity; DNA binding. The record is from RefSeq and is a predicted model, not a curated record. The coding region runs from base 77 to 2341 and encodes 754 amino acids.